Messenger RNA from Pseudonaja textilis, 1195 nucleotides. NCBI's taxonomy places the organism in Eukaryota, Metazoa, Chordata, Lepidosauria, Squamata, Elapidae. The record is from RefSeq and is a predicted model, not a curated record.
CUGAGCUGCCUCUUACAAGAUGGGCGGCCAUACCAACCGUUGGGCUCCGUGGGGGGGUGUGUGUGUCCCGCUUGGGCUGCCUGGGGCGUCUGGUGACACCGCCUCUCCCCCCACAGUGACUUCCUCAUCCUUCCCGGCUUCAUCGACUUCACGGCAGACGAAGUGGACCUGACCUCCGCCCUGACCCGGAAAAUCACCCUGAAGACCCCCCUUAUCUCCUCCCCCAUGGACACCGUCACCGAGUCGGAUAUGGCCAUUGCCAUGGCGCUGAUGGGGGGCAUCGGGAUCAUCCACCACAACUGCACCCCGGAGUUCCAGGCCAACGAAGUCCGCAAAGUCAAGAAGUUUGAGCAGGGCUUCAUCACCGACCCGGUGGUCCUGAGCCCCGGCCACACCGUGGGGGAUGUCUUCGAGGCCAAGAUCCGCCACGGCUUCUCGGGCAUCCCCAUCACGGAGACGGGCAAGAUGGAGAGCCAGCUGGUGGGGAUCGUGACCUCCAGGGACAUCGACUUCCUCUCCGAGAAGGACUACAAUACCCCUCUCAGUGAGGUCAUGACCAAGCGCACUGAGCUGGUGGUGGCCCCGGCAGGCGUCACCCUGAAAGAGGCCAACGAGAUCCUGCAGCGGGGCAAGAAAGGCAAGCUGCCCAUCGUGAAUGAGGUGGAUGAGCUGGUGGCCAUCAUUGCGCGCACCGACCUGAAGAAGAACCGUGACUACCCGCUGGCCUCCAAGGACUCCCGCAAGCAGCUGCUGUGCGGGGCAGCCAUCGGCACCCGGGAGGACGACAAGUACCGGCUGGACCUGCUGGUGCAGGCCGGCGUGGACGUGGUGGUGCUGGACUCAUCUCAGGGAAACUCCGUCUACCAGAUCAACAUGGUUCACUACAUCAAGCACAAAUCUCCGGAGCUGCAGGUCAUCGGGGGCAACGGUGAGCGUGGGGAGGCUGCAAAGGUCGCAACUCUGAAAAACAGUCAUAAGUCCCGUUUCGCAGUGUUUGUCCUGACUUUGAACGGUCCCUAAACAAACAGUUGUAAGUCAAGGACCGUCUCUACUUACCUGUCACCCUGCGGGCAGAUAAACCCAUCCUCAGAUUGUUAAGCAAAGCACCGUGAAAAAUGUGGGCGGCCUCCUCUGUGGGUGGUGCAGGUUUCACGGCCUGUUUGGGAUGAAACCUGGAGGGUCGGUUAAUCCACCG